CCUCCUAGGCUGCAGCCUCUAGCGCGCCUCCUGCGUUGCAUCAUCUCCAGCAAGCUGCGGCUCCGAAGGAAGGCUGGGUGCGGCGUGGUCUGCUCUGCCUCGGCUCCAGCCCAUAGCCCACAGCCUACGUCUUUCUUUAUCUUUCUGAAAACUGUUUCUGUAGGGACCCGCAGAGCUCGGGAGCCGCAGCUGGCACAGGCCACUGUCUCCGCCUGAUCCAUUCAUUCGAAACCGGUCUUUUCUCCAAGUCCAAGUUCCUCGCCUGCUGACGCUUAGAGCGGCGGGCAGCGACAUGGAGAAGAGCGGCGAGACCAACGGCUACCUCGACGGCACCCAGGCAGAGCCUACGGCCGGACCCGGAACGCCCGAGUCGGGGAUGGGCAAAGCGCAGCGCUGUGCUAGCUUUUUUCGGCGCCACGCGCUGGUGCUGCUCACCGUAUCCGGGGUGUUGGUGGGCGCCGGCAUGGGCGCGGCGCUGCGGGGACUGCAGCUCACCCGCACGCAGGUCACUUACCUGGCCUUCCCCGGCGAGAUGCUGCUCCGCAUGCUGCGCAUGAUCAUCCUACCUCUGGUGGUUUGCAGCCUGGUGUCGGGCGCCGCCUCCCUGGACGCCAGCUCCCUCGGGCGUCUGGGUGGCAUCGCUGUUGCUUACUUCGGCCUCACCACGCUGAGCGCCUCUGCGCUCGCCGUUGCUCUGGCGUUCAUCAUCAAGCCAGGGGCAGGCGCGCAGACCCUCCAGUCCAGCAACCUGGGGCUGGAGAACUCGGGGCCUCCUCCGGUCUCCAAAGAGACGGUGGACUCUUUCCUCGAUUUACUCAGAAACCUGUUCCCUUCCAAUCUUGUGGUUGCCGCAUUCACUACGUCUGCGACCGAUUACACAGUGGUGACCCAUAACACCAGCUCGGGGAACGUGACCAAAGAGAAGAUCCCCGUGGUCACAGAUGUGGAAGGGAUGAACAUUUUAGGACUGGUCCUUUUUGCCCUGGUGUUAGGAGUGGCUCUAAAGAAGCUAGGCCCCGAGGGAGAGGACCUCAUCCGAUUCUUCAACUCUUUCAAUGAGGCUACGAUGGUGCUGGUGUCAUGGAUCAUGUGGUAUGUACCUAUAGGCAUCAUGUUCCUGAUCGGAAGCAAGAUUGUGGAAAUGAAGGACAUCAUCACGCUCGUGACCAGUCUCGGGAAAUACAUCUUCGCAUCUAUACUGGGCCACGUUAUCCACGGAGGAAUUGUUCUGCCUCUUGUCUAUUUUGCUUUUACGAGGAAAAACCCAUUCAGAUUCCUCCUGGGCCUCCUCACCCCAUUUGCGACAGCUUUUGCGACCUGUUCCAGCUCAGCAACCCUUCCGUCUAUGAUGAAGUGCAUCGAGGAAAACAAUGGUGUAGACAAGAGGAUCAGCAGGUUCAUCCUCCCCAUUGGGGCCACAGUCAACAUGGAUGGGGCAGCCAUCUUCCAGUGUGUGGCUGCAGUGUUCAUCGCCCAGCUCAACAACGUGGACCUGAACGCAGGACAGAUUUUCACCAUUCUAGUGACUGCCACGGCAUCCAGUGUUGGAGCAGCAGGUGUGCCGGCUGGAGGGGUCCUCACCAUUGCCAUCAUCCUGGAGGCCAUCGGAUUGCCCACACAUGACCUCUCUCUGAUCCUAGCUGUGGACUGGAUUGUGGACAGGACCACCACUGUGGUGAAUGUGGAAGGGGAUGCCCUGGGAGCCGGGAUCCUCAACCACCUGAAUCAGAGGGCAGUGAAGCAAGGUGAGCAGGAGCUGCAAGAAGUGAAGGUGGAAGCCAUUCCCAACUCCAAGUCUGAGGAGGAGACGUCGCCUCUGGUGACACACCAGAACCCGGCAGGCCCUGUGGCCGUUGCUCCUGAACUCGAAUCCAAGGAGUCGGUGCUGUGAUUGGGUUGGGUCUCAGACCAGCCUGCUAGUACCAGCAACCAGCCCUGGUAGCCUGCCCCAUUGACGUGGGCAUAGCCCUCACAGACUUUUCAUCUCCCAAGGAAUGCUUUGGCCCAAUCACCAGUUUGAGAGUGACCUCUCGGCACAGGCGUGGAGCUCCCAGGCCAGAGCUGCUUCCUGAGGACUAGAACACUCUGACGUUUGUCUUGAUCCAUGUCUCAAUGGAGCUGUGGAUACACCUUGACUCUAUUUGGGAACCCCCUUGAGCUGCCAGGCCUGAGGGAUUCCAGGUUCACAGAGGCCUGGGGAUCAGGGUGGGGGUGGGGGGACGCAGAUGGAUUUUUCACUGUCCCCCCUGGGAACUCUGCAUCUGGUGCUUACUGGGCAAACCAGAAGAGUUUAUAGCUGUCUAUCACAUUGUCUCUGCAGCAGCAGACUCUGAAGAGUUUCCCAGAGUCUUCGACUGAGCUAGAAUCUGCUGAGCUGGUGCUGGGUUAAGGGAUUAUGCUCCACUUGUGUGGGUGGCUUCUGAGGGAGCAGAGGUAAAACAAGUUAGAGAUGCUCCAUGUGAUGGUUAGCGCAGCUGGGGGCUCAGCUUGAGUAAACCAUAAACUCUGAGUUCAGGAGUAGACUGGGGAGCCCCUAAAGAAGAUGAGACAGAAUUGAUCCCAUUCUAGACCUGAGGCACUUCUCUGCUCCUGCUGAUGGAGACCUGACCCUCUGCCAGUACUUCCCCUCCCUCCUCUGGGAGGGCCGAUGUGGUCACUGCAUUGCGACUCAUUUGGUUGGUCAGUCUAUUACUACAGUUUGACUAGGUCCUUCCUAAAAUCAUCUACUCCCUAAUAAACCCACACGCUAAUCAAGGCAGAGCUCUGUCCCCAAGCCCCUGUCUGGUUUCCACAGUAAAUUACUUGCUCGUGUGAGACCUAUGGUUAGUCCUGGGUCUGAUGUAACCUGCCUCUUGCCUACUUCACCGGGAUCUGGUAAGGCCAAAGAUAAAUCUGUGGAAAUUAUUGUUUUGCUUCUUGGAAGUCAAGUGCCAACACCUGUAAGUGCCCAGUUCACCUGAGAGGAGACGGCUUUCUCCAUGAAGGCCUCCUGUUGGCAUGAGCAGCUCUCCUGAACUGUUACUCUUAUACUUCAGAACUCGAGUUCUAAAGAGUUGCGAAAACAUUCAACGCGGCCUCUCCUUAACGAGCUACCCAACUUCUAGCACGUUUCUGGGUACCCAACUAUGUUGUUACUCUGAACCCACAGUUUCUGCAAACCCCAUCCCUAACAGGAGAUUAAGUCCCUAAGUCAUUGGCUUCACUCUUUCCCUUGCUUUCUCUGCUGUGUUAUCACCAGACCCACACAUACUUGGGACAGAGUCUGUUUUAAAGUGGGACCUGUGCCUGAGCAAAGGGGUGGGCAAGGAGCAGAGCCUACACAGCCAGGGUGAAGGCCCAGCUCUCUAAACCAACUGAGCUGCUCCACUCUCCUGUGGGACCAGGAACUAAGCAGGGAGCGGCAAACCUUAUUGCCAACACUGGUUUUAUAAAGGGGAACCAAUCACAUUGUUUGAUUAUGAGUGAGCAUUUGGUAUUUUUUAAGUUUCAGUGUAUCUUUUCCUCUGUAUUUACAUAUACUUUAUGUAUCGUGUGUGUGUGUGUGUGUGUGUGUGUGUGUGUGUGUGUGUGCUUUUAGCUCCAAGCAAGUCUGAGUCUGGAUAACUGGGAACUAAACUACAAAUUAUGUCUUUGGCAUCCUGAUAUUCCCAUUUCUAAAGAAUCAUAUUAAGUAGAGAUUGGAGCUGGACAGUGAAACCCACUGGCUGGACACUCAAGUCUCAACCAGGACCCACAGUAUCGAGUGCUGCUGUGGGUGGAGGAAAACGCUUCUGUGUGACGUGGGAUCUCCCUCUUGGAGGCCAAAAGAAGAGGUGGCCCCACGACUCCUCAAGUUCUGGCUCUCAGAGAAGUUGAGGGAGUUUCGUAACAGGGAAGACACUGCCGCAACUGUCUGAAAUGUCUCCUGGCUAUUUUUCUAACAUAUUCAUCUCUUGAUGUGAAUCUCUUGUUUUGUGUGUGUGUGACAUUUGCCUUAAAAUGUAGCACAGCCAUCAAAAAUGAGUACGGUAUUUUUACUGGCA
Messenger RNA from Mastomys coucha (southern multimammate mouse), 4022 nucleotides. RefSeq names its product solute carrier family 1 member 4 (gene Slc1a4). The record is from RefSeq and is a predicted model, not a curated record. Gene Ontology annotation, cellular component: plasma membrane. Gene Ontology annotation, molecular function: symporter activity; L-threonine transmembrane transporter activity; L-serine transmembrane transporter activity. Gene Ontology annotation, biological process: L-glutamate transmembrane transport; L-serine transport. The coding region runs from base 293 to 1891 and encodes 532 amino acids. The transcript has 8 exons. NCBI's taxonomy places the organism in Eukaryota, Metazoa, Chordata, Mammalia, Rodentia, Muridae.